Messenger RNA from Mugil cephalus (flathead mullet), 10522 nucleotides. RefSeq names its product teneurin-3. The transcript is spliced from 59 exons. Gene Ontology annotation, biological process: heterophilic cell-cell adhesion; neuron development; signal transduction. The record is from RefSeq and is a predicted model, not a curated record. Gene Ontology annotation, molecular function: protein homodimerization activity; protein heterodimerization activity; cell adhesion molecule binding. The coding region runs from base 421 to 8934 and encodes 2837 amino acids. NCBI's taxonomy places the organism in Eukaryota, Metazoa, Chordata, Actinopteri, Mugiliformes, Mugilidae. Gene Ontology annotation, cellular component: neuron projection; membrane.
CUUUAUCCUUUAUUUUUUAUUAAUUUUCCCGAAAAAAGUACGAGAGUGUCUUCAGCUGCGUUCGUAAGCGAAGAGGAGCCCUCCUCCCUCCCCCACCCCCCCCCCCCGACCCGGCGCUAAGGCGAACAGCGCCGCCUCCUGCUGCACGGUCUUGAAUGACACUAAUGCUUCAACGUACGACUCCCCUCUGCAUCACACCUGCCAGCACAGUUUUGCGAGCACGGACGGGAAUGACACAACCUGGAAGUAAAGCGGCGCCGCUCGACUACUAGACCACUCAACAAGUCGGUGGACUCCGACUGCAACGCUUCACCACCUCUGACUCUUUCUCCUUCUGUCUUCCUCUCUUAUCUCCCUCCGUCUUUCUGUCUUCUCUCCGUCUGUCUUUGUGUCUGUGCAGCUGUACAGCAGCAUGCCUGUAUGUUUGCCAGCAACACAAGCCGAAGCAUUAUGGAAGUGAAAGAGCGACGUCCCUACUGCUCGCUCACCAAGAGCCGGAAGGACAAGGAGGGACCGUACGCUGGCGACACUGAAGAUUGUGCUAUCGGCUCCCAGGGGCUCCGGGUCCCCACCCAGAAGUCCUACUCCUCCAGCGAAACGCUCAAGGCCUUUGACCAGCACCAAGACCAGACCAGGUUACUGUACGGGACGACCAAAGGACACAAGGACAUGGUUCACCGUGAACAGGAUGAUUACAACAGACAAGGUCAACACUUCAGCCUCCGUCAGCUGGGGAUCUGUGAGCCGCCGUCGCGCCGCGGCCUGGCGUUCUGCUCCGAGAUGGGCCUCCCCCACCGGGGCUUCUCCGUGGGCACGGGCCCGGACCUGGACGCCGACGGCCAGGCCGUGAUGUCCCCGGAGCGCGCCAUGCGUCUGUGGAGCCGCGGGGGUCUAGGUAAAUCUUCGGGGAGGAGUUCCUGCCUGUCCAGCCGCUCCAACUCUGUGCUGACUCUCACUGACACCGAGCAUGAGAACAAGUCAGAUAGCGACAAUGGUUCUCCCAUGCCUUCCCCCUCCUGUCCAUCAUCUGUCAUUGACCAAUCACAUCCACAGUCCGCUAAUCCACAUGACAACCCACUGUUAGGCGACGCCGCCCAGCCAGACUCAGAGGAGGAGGAAGAGGAGGGUGAGGAGGAGGAGGAGGAGGAAGAAGAGGAGGAAGAGGAGUACGCGGCUCGGUUGUACUUACCUGUAACACAUGAGCAACCCCCCAACCACCACGGCUCCAGCCUACCUCCUGUGCCCCCCCCUCACCGCCAGCAGCCCUCGGUGACGGCUCUCAACCAGGCCCUGGGCUCCACUCACCACGCUGGCCAUUCCCUGAAUUCAACGCGGCAGCUAACCCCUCCCACUGGAAGCCCGGCCCCCGUGGCCGGCCAAUCACCAGCCGAGCUGCAGACCACGCCCCCCGAGAGCGUCCCGCUGCAAGACAGCUGGGUGCUGGGUAGCAAUGUGCCUCUGGAAACCAGGCACUUCCUCUUCAAGACAGGUACAGGCACCACCCCCCUCUUCUCCACAGCCACCCCCGGCUACACCAUGGCCACAGGCUCGGUGUACUCGCCCCCAACCAGGCCGCUGCCCAGGAACACCCUGUCCCGCUCCGCCUUCAAGUUCAAGAAAUCCUCCAAGUACUGCUCAUGGAGGUGUACAGCUCUCAGCGCCGUCGGUCUGUCGGUGCUGCUCUCUGUCCUGCUCUGUUACUGCAUAGCUAUGCACCUGUUUGGGCUGAACUGGCAGCUCCAGGAGAGCGAGGGCUACGGAGCAUUUGAAAACGGAGGCGGGGGAAGAGAUACAACUCCGAACACCUUCAUGGUGUCAACAGACAAUGGUAAGAUGUUCCUUCUAGAGAACAACACCAUAGACACCGGGGAGGUGGACGUGGGGAGACGAGCCGUCCAGGACGUCCCGCCAGGUGUGUUUUGGAGGUCCCAGCUGUACAUUGACCAGCCACAGUUCCUGAAAUUCAACAUCUCCGUGCAGAAGGAUGCUCUGGUUGGAGUGUAUGGACGCAAAGGCCUUCCACCAUCACACACACAGUACGACUUCGUGGAGCUUCUCGACGGCAGCCGCCUCAUUUCCAAAGACAAACGCGCCCUCAGUGACGCAGACUCCGUUCACCCGAACCCGUCCGGCUCCAACGAGGACGAACCUGUGGGCGCCGCCCGACGAGCUCGGUCCAUCAACGUCCACGAGGCCGGAUUCAUCCAGUACCUGGACACGGGAAUCUGGCACCUGGCGUUUUACAACGACGGACGCAACACAGAGCAGGUCUCCUACAACACCAUCAUCAUAGAGUCGAUUAUGGAGUGUCCUCAGAAUUGUCAUGGAAACGGUGAUUGUCUCUCAGGAAUAUGCCACUGUUUCCCAGGAUUUCUGAGGCCCGACUGCUCUCGAGCUGCCUGUCCAGUGCUGUGCAGUGGUAACGGCCAGUACUCCCGCGGCCGCUGCCAGUGCUACAGCGGGUGGAAAGGCACCGAGUGCGACGUGCCCGCCAACCAGUGCAUCGACAUCCACUGCGGAGGGCACGGCAUCUGCAUCAUGGGCGCCUGCAUGUGCAACACCGGCUACAAGGGCGACAACUGUGAGGAAGUGGACUGCAUAGACCCCAGCUGCUCGGCCCACGGGGUUUGCAUCCAUGGCGAGUGCCACUGUCAGCCGGGCUGGGGCGGAUCCAGCUGUGAGAUCGCCAAGGCCAUGUGCCCGGACCAGUGCUCGGGCCACGGCACCUACAGCGCCGAGACCAACACCUGCACCUGCGACCAGAACUGGACCGGGAACGACUGCUCUCUGGAGGUGUGUGAAGUGGACUGCGGCAGCCACGGGGUGUGUUACGGCGGCGUGUGUCGCUGUGAGGAGGGCUGGACGGGGACGGUGUGCGACCAGAAGGCCUGUCACCCUCUCUGCAGCAAGAACGGAGUGUGCAAGGAGGGGAAGUGUGAGUGUGACCAAGGAUGGACCGGAGAGCACUGCAAUAUCGCUCACAAUCCGGACAUUAGAGUAAAAGGAUAUAAAGAGGGUUGCCCAGGUCUCUGCAACAACAACGGACGGUGCACCCUGGAGGCCAGCGGGUGGCACUGCAUCUGCCAGUCGGGGUGGCGAGGGGCCGGGUGUCACGUCGCCAUGGAAACGCUCUGUACCGACGGCAAGGACAACGAAGGAGACGGCUUGUCCGACUGCAUGGAUCCAGACUGCUGCCUGCAGCCGUCCUGUCAGAACCAGCUCUACUGCAAAGGGUCUCCGGACCCUCAGGACGUCCUCAGCCAGUCUCCGUCCUCCUUGGCUCCUCAGCAGGCUGCCAGGUCUUUCUACCAGCGUAUUCACUUCCUGGUUGGUCCUGAAUCUACUCACAUCAUCACCGGAGACAGUCCCUUCAAUAAAAGCCUGGUGUCGAUAAUUCGAGGUCAGGUCCUGACCGCAGACGGGACGCCUCUGAUUGGAGUCAACGUGACGUUUGUCCACUACCCCGAGCACGGAUACACGAUAACACGCAAGGACGGCAUGUUCGACCUCCUGGCCAACGGUGGAGCGUCGCUGACCCUGAGCUUCGAGCGCGCUCCGUUCCUCACGCAGUACCGGACCGUGUGGGUUCCCUGGAACGUCUUCUACGUCAUGGACACCCUGGUCAUGAAGAAGGAGGAGAAUGACAUCCCCAGCUGUGACCUGAGCAGCUUCAUCAGACCCAGUCCUGUCAUUGUCGCUUCGCCGCUGUCGACAUUUUACAGAGGUUCACCCGAGGACGGCCCCAUCAUUCCUGAAACACAGGUUUUACAAGAAGAAACGUCCAUUCCAGGAAGUGACCUGAACCUGGUCUACCUGAGCUCCAGGGCGGCUGGAUACAAACCAGUCCUCAAAGUGACCAUGACGCAGUCGUCAAUACCGUUCAAUCUGAUGAAGGUUCACCUCAUGGUGGCGGUGGUGGGACGACUCUUCCAGAAAUGGUUUCCUGCUCAGCCGAAUCUGUCGUACACCUUCAUCUGGGACAAGACCGACGCCUACGGCCAGCGCGUCUACGGGCUGUCGGAAGCAGUUGUGUCGGUGGGCUUUGAAUACGAGUCCUGCCUGGACCUCAUCCUGUGGGAGAAGAGGACGGCCAUUUUACAAGGCUACGAGCUGGACGCGUCCAACAUGGGAGGAUGGAUGCUGGACAGACACCACAUCCUGGACGUACAGAACGGUAUUCUCUACAAGGGUAACGGUGAGAACAUCUUCAUCUCCCAACAGCCCUCGGUCAUCAGCAGCAUCAUGGGAAACGGUCGUCGCCGGAGCAUCUCCUGCCCCAGCUGCAACGGGCAGGCGGAGGGCAACAAGCUGCUGGCCCCCCUGGCCCUGGCCUGUGGAGCAGAUGGCAGCAUUUUCAUCGGAGACUUCAACUACAUCAGGAGGAUCUUCCCCUCUGGGAAUGUCACCAGUGUCAUGGAGCUGAGAAACAAAGAUUUCAGACAUAGCAACAACCCCGCUCACCGCUACUAUCUGGCCACGGACCCGGUGACGGGCCAGCUGUACGUGUCCGACACCAACUCACGACGGAUCUACCGACCCAAGAUGCUCAGCGGCGCCCGCGACCUCAUCGCGAAUGGAGAAGUAGUGGCCGGCACAGGUGAGCAGUGUCCUCCAUUCGAUGAAGCACGAUGUGGAGAUGGAAGAAAAGCAACAGAGGCUCAGCUACUGGGACCAAAAGGGAUUGCGGUCGAUAAAAACGGGCUGAUCUACUUCGUGGACGGAACGAUGAUCAGGAAGGUGGAUCGUAACGGGAUCAUCUCCACGGUGCUGGGCAGCAACGACCUGACCUCGGCACGCCCCCUCACCUGUGACACCAGCAUGCACAUCAGACAGGUUCGGUUAGAAUGGCCCACGGACCUGGCCAUCAAUCCCAUGGAUAACUCCAUCUAUGUCCUGGACAACAACGUUGUGCUGCAGAUAACGGAGAACAGACAGGUCCGUAUCGUAGCAGGACGUCCCAUGCACUGCCAGGUCCCUGGUAUAGAAUACACCAUGGGGAAGAGGGCCGUCCAGACCAUGUUAGAGGGGGCUACAGCCAUCGCCUUGUCCUACAGCGGCAUCCUCUACAUCGCAGAGACAGACGAGAAGAAAAUCCACCGCAUUCGACAGGUGUCAACCGAUGGAGAAAUUACCCAUCUAGCCGGAGCAACGUCAGACUGCGACUGCAAGAACGAUGCCAACUGUGACUGCUACCAAACAGGAGACGGCUACGCUAAAGACGCUAGGCUUAACUGUCCCUCCUCUCUGGUGGUGUCUCCAGACGGGACGCUGUACGUGGCCGACCUCGGCAACAUUCGUAUCCGAGCCAUUCGACGCAACCAACCACCUACUGGAUCUCUGGCUUCAGGACCCAGCUCUUAUGAAGUGGCUUCUCCAGCUUCUCAGGAGCUCUACGUGUUUGAUGCCAACGGGACCCACCAGUUCACCAUGUCUCUGGUCACUGGAGACUAUAAAUACAACUUCAGCUACAGCAACGAGGAGGACGUAACCGCGGUGACGGACAGCAGCGGGAACACGCUCCGCAUCCGUAGAGACACCAACAGGAUGCCGGUACGCGUGGUCUCCCCGGACAACCAGGUCAUCUGGCUCACCAUCGGGACUAAUGGAGGUCUGAAGACCCUCACGGCUCAGGGCCAGGAACUGGUCCUCUUUAGUUACCACGGCAACAGCGGCCUGCUCGCCACCAAGAGCAUCCAGAUCGGCUGGACCACCUUCUACGACUAUGACAGCGAGGGUCGUCUGACUAACGUGACGUUCCCCACCGGCGUGGUGACCAAUCUCCACGGCGACAUGUCGUCCGGGGCCGUCGCCGUGGACAUCGAGACGUCCGGGAGGGAUGAGGACGUUUCCAUAACAACCAACCUGUCAUCCGUAGACUCCUUUUACACUUUGGUGCAAGACCAGCUUCGUAACAGCUACCAGGUGGGAAACGACCACUCGCUGAGGGUCAUCUACGCCAACGGGAUGGACACUCACUACCAGACAGAGCCCCACAUACUGGCAGGUGCUGCCAACCCAACUGUGGCCCGGCGUAACAUGACCCUGCCGGGAGAGAACGGCCAGAACCUGGUGGAAUGGAGAUUCAGGAAGGAGCAGACUCGAGGAAAAGUCACCGUCUUUGGGAGAAAACUCAGGGUGAACGGCAGGAACUUACUCUCUGUGGAUUACGACCGAGCGCUGCGCACGGAGAAGAUCUACGACGACCACAGGAAGUUCCUGCUGAAGAUCAUCUAUGACACCCAGGGCCACCCGACACUCUGGGUUCCAAGCAGCAAACUCCUGCUCUCCGUCAACCUGACCUACUCCAGUACGGGACAGGUGACCGGUCUCCAGAGGGGUCCAACCACAGAGAAGUGGGAGUACGACAGUCAGGGAAGAAUCAUCUCCAGAGUCUUUGCUGACGGGAAGACGUGGAGCUACACUUAUCUCGAUAAGUCCAUGGUGCUGCUGCUGCACAGCCAGCAUCAGUACAUCUUUGACUACGACUCAGGGGACCGUCUGUCAGCCGUCACCAUGCCCAGCGUGGCCCGACACACCAUGCAGACCAUCCGCUCCAUAGGCUACUACAGGAACAUCUACACCCCCCCAGAGAGCAACGCCUCCGUCACCGUGGACUAUUCUGAGGACGGACAGCUCCUCAGAGUGGCUCAUCUAGGAACUGGUCGGCGGAUACUGUACAAAUACCGCAGACAGAACAAGUUGGCAGAAAUCCUUUACGACUCGACGCGGGUCAGCUUCACCUACGACGAGACGGCCGGCGUCCUCAAGACGGUCAACCUGCAGAGCGAAGGCUUCAUCUGCUCCAUCCGCUACCGUCAGAUCGGCCCGCUGGUCGACCGGCAGAUAUUCCGCUUCAGCGAGGACGGGAUGGUGAACGCUCGUUUCGACUACACCUACGACAACAGCUUCAGGGUGACCAGCAUGCAGGCGGUUAUUAACGAGACGCCGCUGCCCAUCGACCUCUACCAGUAUGACGACAUAUCUGGGAAGGUGGAGCAGUUUGGGAAGUUUGGAGUCAUCUACUACGACAUCAACCAGAUCAUCUCCACGGCCGUCAUGACCUACACCAAACACUUUGACCAGCACGGCCGCAUCAAGGAGAUCCAGUACGAAAUUUUCCGGUCUCUGAUGUACUGGAUCACCAUCCAGUACGACAACAUGGGCCGAGUCACCAAGCGCGAGAUCAAGAUCGGACCGUUCGCCAACACGACCAAAUACGGCUACGAGUACGACGUGGACGGACAGCUGCAGACGGUGUCCCUCAACGAGAAGAUGAUGUGGAGAUACAACUACGACCUGAAUGGGAACCUGCAUCUGCUGAACCCUGGGAACAGCGGCCGGUUGACUCCUUUACGCUACGACCUGAGGGACAGAAUCACUCGUCUGGGAGACGUCCAGUACCGGCUGGAUGAAGACGGCUUCCUGAGACAGAGAGGAGCCGAGAUAUUUGAAUACAACUCAAAAGGUCUUCUAGUUCGUGUGUACAGUAAAGCCUCCAGCUGGACCAUCCAGUACCGCUAUGAUGGCCUGGGUCGACGCGUGGCCUCCAGAAACAGUCUAGGCCAACACCUGCAGUUCUUCUACGCCGACCUUAACUACCCCACCAGGAUCACCCACGUCUACAACCACUCCAGCUCCGAGAUCACGUCCUUCUACUACGACUUGCAGGGUCAUGUGUUUGCCAUGGAGAUCAGCAGUGGGGAGGAGUUUUACAUCGCAUGUGAUAACACCGGGACUCCUCUCGCUGUCUUCAGUAACAAUGGACUCCUCCUCAAACAGGUGCAGUACACUGCGUACGGUGAGGUGUACUUUGACUCCAACCCUGACUUCGUGCUGGUGAUCGGUUUCCACGGAGGUUUGUACGACCCUCUGACACGACUGCUGCAUUUUGGAGACAGAGAUUACGACAUCCCUGCAGGGAGGUGGACGACUCCUGACAUCAGCACGUGGACACGUGUCGGCAAAGACCCUCGACCCUUCAACCUGUACAUGUUCAGAGGCAACAACCCCAUCAGCAAGAUCCACCAGGUCAAAGAAUACGUCACAGAUGUCAACAUCUGGUUGGUCACAUUUGGAUUUCAUCUCCACAACGCGAUCCCUGGGUUCCCCAUCCCCAAGUUUGACCUGACGCAGCCUUCACUGGAGAUGAAAAAGAGUCAGCUCUGGGAUGACCUGCCUUCCAUCUCCGGCGUCCAGCAGGAGGUGACCCGUCAGUCUCAGGCCUUCCUCUCCUUCGAGCGUAUGCCAGAGAUCCAGCUGAGCCGGCGUCAUUCGGACCACACCAAGCCCUGGCUCUGGUUCUCCACCGUCAGGUCCCUGAUCGGGAAGGGGGUGAUGCUCGCCGUGAUCCAGGGCCGCGUGGUGACCAACGCCCUGAACAUUGCCAACGAGGACUGCAUCAAAGUGGCAGCGGUCCUAAACAACGCCUUCUACCUGGAGGACCUGCAUUUCACAGUGGAGGGGCGAGACACCCACUACUUCAUCAAGACCAGCCUCCCAGAGAACGACCUGAGCGCCCUGCGCCUCACCUCGGGCAGGAAGUCUCUGGAGAAUGGCGUCAACGUCACCGUGUCCCAGUCCACCACCGUCAUGAACGGGCGGACGAGGCGCUUCGCCGACGUGGAGCUGCAGUACGGCGCCCUGGCCCUGCACGUGCGCUACGGGACCACGCUGGACGAAGAGAAGGCGCGAAUCCUGGAGCAGGCCAGGCAGAGGGCGCUGUCGAGCGCCUGGGCCCGAGAGCAGCAGCGGGUCAGAGACGGAGAGGAAGGAAUCCGGCUGUGGACGGAGGGAGAGAAAAGGCAGCUGCUGAGCAGCGGGAAGGUUUUGGGCUACGACGGCUACUACGUCCUGUCCAUAGAGCAGUACCCCGAGCUAGCCGACAGCGCUAACAACGUCCAGUUUCUACGGCAGAGUGAAAUAGGGAGGAGGUAACACGUCCAACCGCUCCACCCACAGACUGAGAAAUAACCAACAACAAUGGAUGUCACAAACUGAACUGUGUUAAGACUGAAAACCACUGAAAAGGCCCCACGAUCGCAAACUAGUCUUCACGUUGUAGGAUUUCUAGACGUAACCAUGGAGAUGUAACAAUCACUCGAUGGAAACUCACCUGAGACGUGAAGCUCCAGGUGUGACCGAUGCCUUUUCUCUCUUUUUCUAGCUCUUUUUCUUUUCUGUCUUUCACUCUAUUGUCUGCCUUCAAACAGCCUGCACGCAUGCCCCUCCCCCUUUCUCUUGUAGGCGGGGCUAAGCUGACUGCUCUACCUGUGUGCUACCUAGCUGUCAAACAGUGGGAUGUAGAGACUCUGUAGAGCCCAGGCGUGUCCGGAUGCUCCUCCUCGUCUCUAGACCUCGGUCCGUAGGAUCUAUCGUCUCCACGGAAACCAGUGGAUCUGUUGUGGAACUGUUGUGGACUCUCUGAGAGACACAGACACAAAAAAUAAUAAUAAUAAUAAUAAUAAUAAUAAUGAUAAAAACAAAGAAGAAGAACUACAGUUUGUAUGAAGGUUAUAAAACAAACAAAAAAUAAUAAUAAGAGACUGUUUUUUCUGUUUGGACUUUUAGUUUUGUUUUUAUAUAUAAGAUUGCAUUUGCUUCAGAGAAAAAGGGGAUAUAAAAAACAAACAAAAAAGUGUUUACAUACUCUUACCUAUACCACUGUUACUAUUAGCACCACGCCACCGUCACCGGAGCCGACCGACCGACCACAUCCCAACCAGACAGAACUUUUGAUUUGUGUUUUUGUUUCUGAAACCACUCCUCCUCCUCCUCCUCCUCCUCCUCCUCCUCUUCUUCAUUGUCCCCUGAGCUUUUUACAAGGUCGAUAAACUCUCAGUCCUAUGGCUGUGUCCGACUCCACGUGGACGUACUCCUCUGUUUGUGGACCCAGGAGAACUUCACUUCUGCAAGAUGUGACUCAGCCUCAUAACGCAUAGACCUUGUGCUUUUAUCGGUCAAAGGUAGUAGUGAUGCUUGCAAUAGAAACAUGUUGUCAUGGCUUUGGGUGGGUGGGAUGGGGGGGUAAUGGGGGUGGGGUGGUGGGCGGGCUGUGAGUAGUAACCAAUCGUUGCUUCUCUUCUUUGUUUUUGCUUGUUUCUCCUUAAAGGGACAGUGCGUCUCCAUCAGUGACAUUACCGAGUACCAGUACUAGAUCAAAGAUCGAUGUGGAUGUUUCUUCUCAUUGAUUGUGGGUCUCUGUGCUCUUCUACAGGAGUUUUUUUUCUUUGUGUGUACGUGUGUUUACAAGAAGAGCUGGAGGGUUAAUCAUUUCAAAAAAAAGAAAAACUACAAAAAAAGAAGAAGAAGUGAACGAGCAGGAACUUUACAGAGAGAUAACAUCAUACGCUACCAGUCUUUUUUCAGAGAGACGAGCUGACAAUGUUUUAAUGGGUUUAUCUUUUUUUGUUGCUUUGUUUUCAAGGUUGAGAAAUUCCACUUAUCCGUACAUCAAUAUUAGUCUCAGAGAAAGUAAUUUAUGUACAGUGUUUCUACGGUAAAGAAUAAAAAUCCUUGAAACUAG